GUGCCGAUGCAAUUUAGGCGAGGGACCGAGAGUCAAGGGGCGAACUGGGGAACAGGCUCGGCAGUGGGCUUCUAAGCGGGUGUCUUGUAAAGACAUCGCCGAUAGGGCGGGGGACGGGAGUGACGCCUUUUUCGACUUUCUAGACUUUGCUAAACCGGUAUAUAGCCACCCUACACAGUGUAUGUGCAGUUUGUGUAUGCAGAGGGGAAAUGAAACUAAUAUAACACAACAUUUGGAAACCGUGAACCUUGGCGAUGAGAAGAAAUUGAAUUUCCAUUGGUCUCCGUGCGUCGCGCAGUCGGAUUCUGGUGAUGCCUGUGGUGUGGGGAUCGCCGUGCAUCUCAGGAAAACAGGGCGUCGGAGGAUGAUGGUAAUCAAAAGAUCAUCAUGGCAAACGGAACCGGCACUAUUAUGUUGAAAUGCGUUGUGGUUGGCGACGGUGCUGUGGGCAAAACGUGUCUGUUGAUGAGCUAUGCCAACGACGCCUUUCCAGAGGAGUACGUACCCACUGUGUUUGACCAUUAUGCAGUGAGUGUCAACGUUGGCGGGAAGCAGUACUUAUUGGGAUUGUACGACACAGCUGGUCAGGAGGACUAUGACCGCUUGAGGCCUUUGUCGUACCCCAUGACCGACGUCUUCCUGAUCUGCUACUCCGUAGUCAACCCGGCCAGUUUCCAGAAUGUGAGGGAAGAGUGGGUCACCGAGCUGCAGGAGUAUGCCCCCAGUGUCCCAUACCUCCUCAUAGGCACUCAGAUUGACCUUCGUGACGACCCCAAGACCAUUGCCAAACUGAAUGACAUGAAGGAGAAGCCCAUCACCACAGAGCAGGGCCAGAAGCUAGCCAAGGAGAUUGGCGCGUGUGUCUACGUGGAAUGCUCGGCUCUCACCCAGAAAGGACUGAAAACUGUGUUUGAUGAGGCCAUCAUCGCUAUCCUGACCCCCAAAAGGAAGAAGGGCGUCCUGAAGAGAAGACUGGGGCCGCGCUGUAUCAACUGCUGCCUCAUCACGUGAGAGACAUGGGAACGUCCAACAACACCUGGGUCAUUUUCAUUAGGGCAUGCAACAGAAAAUGUUUUUUUUGAUCACCCUGUUUCAGACUGUUUUUCUUCCGUUUGGUGUCUAAUGAAUACACUCCUGAAUACAAACCAGAACGAAUGACAGAGACAGAGGUCAUAAGGGGAAAACGACUGAAGGACCGAAAUGGACAAAUGAGGACCCUAUUUUUAGUUCAGGGCUCUUGAGCGGUUUUCUCUCUCCUGCUGUCGACCAAUGGAGUUGGGGGGGGGGGGGCAGCUUUACUACCAAAGGAGCACAAUACCCAGGUCAACAACGCCCUUCAGUAAGAAUUUAUUUGCCUUCAAAAGUAUGUCCUUUUUUAAAGUUUUUUUUAAAAUGAUUUUCCUGUACAAAAAUAUGUAUCAAGCUGUCAGAAAACACAGAGGUAUCAUUGUGUGCAUUUAACUCCUGAUAUGUGUAUUUUUUUUUUACUGUCUGCUGUAGAAAUGAAUGAAUGGGUGCAUUGCAUUUAUUUAAAGUGCUUUCCAUCUGGCCUCCAAGUGCUUUACAUUAUGUUUUGGGUAACUCACCUUAGCCACCACCAAUGAAAUGCAUAUUGUUUAAAAAAAUAAUAAUAAUACUUUGAUCCCAUCUAGUAUGGGGAGUUUUUUUUAUGAUCUCAUAUUUUAGGACGCGAUCUGCUUCUCUUGCUCAGCUUGCAGUGCUAAUAUUAAAAAUGUUGGAUUUA
Messenger RNA from Salmo salar (Atlantic salmon), 1744 nucleotides. RefSeq names its product ras homolog gene family, member Q. Gene Ontology annotation, molecular function: GTP binding; GTPase activity. The record is from RefSeq and is a predicted model, not a curated record. Gene Ontology annotation, biological process: small GTPase-mediated signal transduction. NCBI's taxonomy places the organism in Eukaryota, Metazoa, Chordata, Actinopteri, Salmoniformes, Salmonidae.